This is a messenger RNA of Hemiscyllium ocellatum (epaulette shark), 2200 nucleotides long. RefSeq names its product deoxynucleoside triphosphate triphosphohydrolase SAMHD1-like. The record is from RefSeq and is a predicted model, not a curated record. NCBI's taxonomy places the organism in Eukaryota, Metazoa, Chordata, Chondrichthyes, Orectolobiformes, Hemiscylliidae. Gene Ontology annotation, biological process: dGTP catabolic process; defense response to virus; regulation of innate immune response. The transcript has 14 exons. Bases 1 to 1614 code for a protein of 537 amino acids. Gene Ontology annotation, molecular function: dGTPase activity. Gene Ontology annotation, cellular component: nucleus.
AUGGGCCAUUUUGAGGAAGUCACGGCGGGUUAUGAAAUGUGCUGCCCCUUGUGCCUGUUUACCAGCAAGCCACAGUGUGAUGGUCAGACAGAUCAGGCCGAGCGUGCUGAUGGUGAUGGCUGCCGUGAGCAGUUGGAUCCAUCCGCGGUGGUUGGAAUGGUGCCUUCCUCUGUGUGGUCCCUGGUCAUUGGUUGUGGAGCCCUCUUGCAGCAGGUGAUUUUCAAUGACCCGAUCCAUGGACACAUUGAGAUGCAUCCACUCCUCGUCCGGAUCAUUGACACUCCACAGAUGCAGCGGCUCCGGUUCAUCAAACAGCUUGGCGGGGCAUACUUUGUGUUUCCGGGAGCCUCCCACAACAGAUUUGAGCACUCCAUCGGUGUGGCAUAUCUGGCAGGCCAGUUGAUUAAAGCUCUCGCUGAGCGACAACCAGAUCUUGAUAUAAGCCAGAGAGACAUUCUGUGUGUGAAGGUAGCUGGACUCUGCCAUGAUCUGGGUCAUGGCCCAUUUUCACAUCUGUUUGAUCAAAAAUUUAUCCCUAAAGCUCGAGGAAAUGAUUUUGGCUGGAAGCACGAAGAAGGUUCAAGGGCCAUGUUUGACCACAUGAUCAAGACCAAUAAGCUGGAGGGUAUUUUCCAGGACUAUGGCCUUGUGUUACCAAAAGACCUUGACUUCAUCAAAGAACAGAUCGCGGGACCUGAAAAGUCCAAUAAAAAUCCAUGGCCAUAUAAGGGUCGUCCCAAAGAGAAAAGUUUUCUUUAUGAAAUCAUUGCCAACAAAAGGAAUGGGAUUGACGUUGAUAAGUGGGAUUAUUUUGUCAGGGACAGUCACCAUCUGGGAAUCCAGAACAACUUUGACUUUGGACGCUUCCUCCGGUUUGCUCGAGUUUGUGAGGUAGAUGGAACGAAGCCGAUUUGCACUCGAGAUAAGGAAGCUGGUGACAUGUAUGACAUGUUUCACACGCGCUACACUUUGCAUCGCAGAGCCUUUCAACACAGAGUGGUCAACAACGUCGAGAGCAUGAUCACAGAGGCAUUGCUGCUUGCAGAUCCACACUUCAUGAUAACUGGUAAAAAUGGGAUCAAGUGUACAAUGUCCAGAGCAAUUGAUGACAUGGUGGCUUACACCCAACUCACAGACUGUGUCUUUGAAAACAUCCUGAAUUCAUCUGACCCUGCAUUGAGCAAAGCACAGGAAAUCCUGAGAAAUCUUGUGCAGCGCAAGCUAUUUAAAUUCAUCAGGGAGGCUCGAUUUGCAGAGAAAACAGAAAAUUUAGAGAAUGAAACAAAAAACUUGCUUCAGAAAUUGGUUGAAGCUACCAGAUUGAAGGCAGAAGAUUUCAUUGUAGCUAUUAUUCCGAUGGACUAUGGGAAGAAGGAGAAAGAUCCCUUUCAGAAUACCUUAUUCUACACAAAAGAGAACCCGAAUGUCACAAUCAAAAUCUCUAAAGAUCAGGUGUCUCAUCUGCUGCCAGUGAGGUUUGCAGAGAAGCUGGUCCAAGUGUACUGCAAGAACAUGGAGAUGGAUGCAGAGACAGUGAAAAAAGCCAAAGUCCAAUAUGAAGUCUGGCACGACGAGCUGAGGAACCGUACUGAUCCUGCUCCUGGGCCUAAUUAGAAUGACAGUGACAGUGAAAGUGACAAUUUGAUCCCAAAAGUGACCUCCAGUUCCAUCACCGUGACCACAGGCCCAAGAUGAAGCUUUUCAAAUAGAGAAAAUGGGAAUUUCCUGUGGAAGCUGGGAGUCUUGUUCUAUUCAAGUAAUGGAGUUACUUUCAUCUGGAAUCACUUAGUCACCUCAGAUCCUGACCUUUGGGGCUGUCACGCCUGGCGACACUUCUGAUUAUUUUCUCAUUUUAAUGACAGGUACCUCUCAUGCAUAGGAACCUAUAUGUGAAUGUAUAUGUAGCUAUAUAUUUUAUUGCUUGGUGAGGGAGUAUGUCUGUUGUUAUAAAUCUACUAAUUGUUUCAGAUGUUCUAUUCAGCAUACAAUGUGGUAUAGUACCAACUGAAUUUUGGUCAUGGGAGCCUCGGAGAAACUGUUGAAAUAGUUAUAAUGUCUCUUCUGACACAGUUAUGACAAGGCUUAUUGCACUCAGUUUCAUAAUGGAGUAGGUUUGGUGGAGUCUGACAUGUGAAUAUUGUUGUGGAGAUUAGUGGACAGUCCAUGGCACAGUGAUUCUUGGUCACUGUAUUGAAGAUAA